UUUGAAUGCUAUAAUCGAUUUAACAGGCUCAUCGGGGUAUCGCGAGCCCGAGCAUCAUGGCUGGUAAAGGGAAGAAGAAAAAACCGAAGAACGGCGGAAAAAACGGCGAAUCGAACAAGAAAAAAGCCUCCAAGCCGAAGAGAACGGGAGGAAGAAAGGGAAGAUCGAAAAGUGCGAGAUGUAAUGUGGACGUGUUCACAGAAAUCGCGAUGGAAAACGCCUAUACAACCUGCCAUAACGUGCAGGAUUUGCUACGAUGGAGAGGGUUCCCUUGGCCUGAUGCACAGAAGAAAAAGAAAAAGGGGAAAAAGUAAUUUGUUGUAUUAAUAAUUCGUCUACUUGAGUGUGCGUAA
Messenger RNA from Phyllotreta striolata, 353 nucleotides. Lineage: Eukaryota; Metazoa; Arthropoda; Insecta; Coleoptera; Chrysomelidae. The record is from the annotation of a GenBank genome assembly.